AUGCCGCUAAAGCGGUCCAUUCACUCCUCCAACCUGCCUCUCCUCGCUCUAAUUACACGGGAGGAGAGCGCAGGGGCCACCCGGAGAAGCGAGACAGAGAGAGGGACCCGGCCCCCUACCCCAGUCCCCUCCAAGCCAACCGGGGAAACACAGACGACCCGCCAAGCCGGCGCAGCUGCGGGACACGGCCCCCCGCGCCGCUCCAACCAGACCGCGACCGCUAAGCCUAAGCCCCUCCUUCCGAGGAACUCCGGAGCCGCCCCUGGAAGUGGCGGGGCGGAGGCACCCGAGAAGCGACUCUCGGCGGCGAAGGAGCCGAACGGCGCGGGCCGGGAGGCCGGCAUGGAAGGCGCGGCGGGUGACCCGUACCGGCGACCCGCGCGGCGCACCCAGUGGCUGUUGAGCGCCCUGGCGCACCACUACGGGCUGGACCGCGGCGUGGAGAACGAGAUCGUGGUGCUGGCCACCGGCCUGGACCAGUACCUGCAGGAGGUCUUCCACCACCUGGACUGCCGCGGCGCCGGCCGCCUGCCCCGCGCCGACUUCCGCGCGCUCUGCGCCGUGCUGGGGCUGCGCGCCGAGGGGGCCGCCGCCGGGGAGGCCUCCGGGGAUGCGGCCGCCCGAGACGCGAACCCGGGGGAUGCGGCCGCCGGGGACGCGGCCGCCGGGGUGGCCACCGACGGGGACGCAGAUGCCGAAGAGGAGGCGCGCCUGGCGCUGCGCGCGGAGCCGCCCGAGCUCACCUUCCGCCAGUUCCACGCGCGCCUCUGCGGCUACUUCGGCACGCGCGCGGGGCCCCGGCUGCCCCGCGGCGCUCUCAGCGAGCACAUCGAGACGCAGAUCCGCCUGCGCCGCCCGCGCCGCCGCCGCCGCACCCCCAACACGCCGGGCCCGGACGGCGGCCCCGACUGCCCCGACGGCGGCCGGGACGGCGAGCGCCUGGCGCGGUUGGAGGAGGAGAACGGCAGCCUGCGCGAGUUGGUGGAGGACCUGCGGGCCGCGCUGCAGAGUAGUGACGCGCGCUGCCUAGCGCUGCAGGUCGGCCUCUGGAAGAGCCAGGCGGGCGCGCAGGAGGCGGGCGCGCAGGAGGCGGGGCGCGUUGGGCCCGAGGUGGCGGCGCGGGAGCUGCGGCAGGCGCGGGGCGCCCUGGCGGUGGCCGAGGCCCGCGCGGGGCGGCUGCGCCAGGGCCAGGUCGAGGUUCGGCGACGCGCCGAGGAGGCCCGGGAGGCGGUGCUGCGCAGCCUGGGCCGCGUGCGCGAGCUCGAAGCGCUGGCGAGACAGGUGCCUGGCCUGCAGCGCUGGGUGCGGCGGCUGGAGGGCGAGCUGCGGCGCUACAGGUGAGCGGGGGGGUGCGGCCCCGGUGCCCCAAGUCAGCUCCGGGUGUCCCAGACCACGGGCGUGUAUCCUCCCCGCACGCACGCUGGUGCUCGCGUUCCCGUUUGUUCGUUUCGUGUAUCCCUCCGCUCCGUCGGCCGUUCUUCCCUUUCCUCCGACGUUCAUCCACUCCAUCGCUUGCCACCCACCCGACCACUCCUGUGCGUGUUCACCCACAAAGGCCUUCCAUUUGCCCAUGCGUGGGUCGCAACAGGAU
Panthera uncia (snow leopard) is the source of this 1591-nucleotide messenger RNA. RefSeq names its product EF-hand and coiled-coil domain containing 1 (gene EFCC1). The record is from RefSeq and is a predicted model, not a curated record. Lineage: Eukaryota; Metazoa; Chordata; Mammalia; Carnivora; Felidae. Gene Ontology annotation, molecular function: calcium ion binding. The transcript is spliced from 3 exons. The coding region runs from base 1 to 1341 and encodes 446 amino acids.